Molecule: messenger RNA, 874 nt
Organism: Cuscuta campestris
Lineage: Eukaryota; Viridiplantae; Streptophyta; Magnoliopsida; Solanales; Convolvulaceae
Source: the annotation of a GenBank genome assembly
CUACACUUCUACUCUCUUUUCUUCAGCUCCUUUCAUUUCUACAUUCAUCUGUUUCCAAUUCUCCAUAAAAAAAAUUACUCGCCAGAAACCCUCGCUCUUCUCCAAAAGAUUUUGGGUUUUCAAUUUUGAAAUCUGGGUCUGUUCUUUCACUUCUUUGCAUCUAAUUUCCAAAAGAAAGGGAAAACAAUAUAUACAUAUCCUUCGUUCCGACCGUCUGUAUGUCUUCAAGCAAAUUAAAGCAAUGCAAAAACAAGAAGAAAAUGUCAGUUUUUGUCAGAUCUGUUAAGGUUGCAGCAGCUGUCCAUCAAAGACAAUAAGAAAGAAUGCCAGUGCCAGCAGUGACAGGGAAGCUUGGUUCUACAAUUGGCGGGAAACUUGUCGAGCUAACAGUGGAACCCAUUCUAAAAGAAAUUGGUUAUGUCAUCUUCUACCGUCACAACCUAACAGAGCACGAGGAUGCCCUGAAAGAACUCAAGAAUCGCAGAGAUGUUGUGCAGAUUAGGGUUGAUGAAGCCAGAAGACAGGGCGAAGAAAUUUAUGGGCAAGUUAAGGAUUGGAUCAGCAAGGCAGACGAAAUUACAAGUGGUGUGUGCAAAGGGACCCCAGGAUUGUUCGUGGAGGUCAUGUCCCAAUCUUUGGUUACGCCAUCGGAUAAGCAGAGAAGCAAAGAAGAUGACAAUGCGAAUUCGAGAGCUCAAGGACAAAGGGAAGUUUGAUAGUGUUUCACACUUCAUUCCUCCAAAGUUAGUAGGUGUACCGCCUACCAGCGAGGAAAAUGAUGAACUUAUAGAAUCCAGAAUCUCAAUCAGGAAUCAGGUUUUGGAAGCAUUGAAGGGUUCCUCCAGAGUUGGGUUGUGUGGGCUUCCUGGUGUGG